Oncorhynchus gorbuscha (pink salmon) is the source of this 1805-nucleotide messenger RNA. Its product is annotated as galectin-3-like. The transcript has 6 exons. Gene Ontology annotation, biological process: negative regulation of endocytosis; eosinophil chemotaxis; neutrophil chemotaxis. Gene Ontology annotation, molecular function: IgE binding; carbohydrate binding; laminin binding. Lineage: Eukaryota; Metazoa; Chordata; Actinopteri; Salmoniformes; Salmonidae. Bases 93 to 1211 code for a protein of 372 amino acids. The record is from RefSeq and is a predicted model, not a curated record. Gene Ontology annotation, cellular component: nucleus; immunological synapse.
UGCUAGAGCUGUCUAGCUGUCACUUCAACAACCAAGCAACAACCUGGUUCUACAGUGUUACAUCUGAGAAGCGCAGUGAAUAACAGGGGACCAUGGCUACAACACUGCUUCCGUUUCUGAUGAAGAUAAAAAAUUGUAGUGAUGCUGUUCUCUCUUUACUUACAGAUACUAUGGAAGGAAGCAACGGUAUCUGGCCCAGUCAGAAGCAACCAGGGGGUCUUGUCUGGUCGACACAGCUUGGCCAACAGCCCAUCCAACCCCAGGCCAUGCCCUGCUUUCCUGGACAGCCCAGCACCCCCUGCUGGCCUGGUCCACAGCCAUCCCAACCAGCCCCAACUCCGGCUCAACCUCAGCCAAUGCCCUGUUUUCCUGGGCAGCCCAACACCCCCUGCUGGCCUGGGCAACAGCCAUCCCAACCAGCCCCAGAUCCAACCCAAAACUGGAACUGGCCUGGUCCGCAACCAUCCCAACCAUCCCCAGCUCCAUCUCUAAACUGGCCUGGUCCCCAACCACAACCAUCCCCAGCCCAUCCCUGCCAGCCAUGCUGGCCUGGACCCCAUCCCCAGCCUCCCCAAUUCCAGCCUCAGCCUACACCCCAGCAUUUUCAACCUCAAGGCCCAGCUCUGAUUCAAGCCCAGGCCCAGGGCCCCAGUCAGCCUAGUGUCCCAGGGUGGCCAGUCCCAGGCCUUAGCCCAAGCGUUAACCCAGGGUCUGGAUGGCCAUUAGGCCCUGUUCAGGACACAGAUGGCUUCACACCUGCUCCACAGUGGAAUCCGACACCAGCUGGACUGAGCGUGCCCUACAACCUGAACCUACAAAGAGGCAUCUACGACAAGAUGAUGAUCACCAUCAUGGGCCGGGUCAAACCAAAUGCUAAGCAGUUCACAGUCAACUUCCUGCGAGGUAAAGACAUCGCCUUCCACCUCAACUCUCGGUUCAGUGAGGGGGGCAAGCAGGCAGUGGUGAGGAACACCAAGGUGGGAGAGCGCUGGGGGAAGGAGGAGAGGCACACACAGGGAGGCUUCCCCUUCAUGGCAGGACAGUCCUUCGAGAUGAAGAUUCUGGUUACAUCUGGGGAGUUCAAGGUGGCUGUGAACAGAGCUCAGCGGUUUGAGUUCAAACACCGUGUCAGAGAACUCAGCCAGAUCGAUCGCGUCAACAUCCUCUAUGAUGUCAUCCUCACCUCCAUCAACGUAGACACAAUGCCAUGACACCCACACCCACGACAUCCAUAUACAGUAUAUAGCACCCAGCAUAGGCUACAUGCAUAACAUGGCAUCAAUCUGCAUUUGUCUUUGCACCCGUUUUAUGAUGAUAAUGAGCUGUACACUUAAAACCACAUUAAUUCCCACUAACAAACACUCCAUCUGCAAACGUGUGUAAUGUUAAAGGCCUAAGAAUUCAACACUGCCAUUUCAUUGUAAUUCUUAUAUUUCAUAUAACUAUUUUCUGUUGAAUGUCUAUAUAAAUAUACAUAUUUUAUGACUUUGAACUGACUAAAGAUCUCAGUAGUUACAGAACAUCUCUAUAUGAGAAGAUUCAGCGUCCUUCAGGGGUCGUUUUUAGAAUCUAACCAGCUGGGUUAACUUUUGCCACUGUAAAUCAGUUGGUAGAGUAUGGCGCCUGCAACGCCAGGGUUGAGGGUUCGAUACCCAUGGGGGAACAGUAUGGUAAAAAAGUAUGAAAAUGUAUGCACGCACUACCAGAAGUCGCUCUGGAUAAGAGCGCCUGCUAAAUGACUAAAAUGUCAAUGUAAAAUUGUAUGAAAUAAAACCAUUCAAUUGAAUGAAGUUCUUUAAAAUAUU